UAAAAUCUUAUACUAUAAUAUUAAAAUAUAAAAUAUAAAAAUUCCAUAAAUAUAAUAAAAUUAAUAAAAACAAUUAAAAUUUAAUAUUAAAAAAAAAAGCAAUAAAAACAAAAUAUAAAUAUAUUUUUAUAUAGUUAAAUAUAAAAAUAAUUUAAAUAAUUCAAAAAUUUGAAAAAAAAAAACCUUCAUAAACCUUAAAUGAUUCAAAACAUUCCAAAGGAAGAAGAAGAAAAAAAAGAGAUUUUGUUUUUUAAAAUUACUGCCGCGUGCGCGCGUACUUAAAGUUUUGGUUUUUUUAAUUUUAUUUAAUUUAUUUUAUUUUUAAAAAUUUAUAGUAUACUCUGUUAGUGGGUCAUAUGUUUUUUUUUUUUAUUUUAAGUAUAUAUGUCGUCUGUUAUAUAGAUUUUUAAGAUUAUUAUAAGUGGCUCUGUUAAUAUACGUGUUCCAUAUUGUCCGUAACUUUUAUACAUUUUAAUAAUUUUUGGUUUAUUUUUCGUUCUUAUGUCUGUCGCCCCUAAUCUCUAUCUACAUAGGUAUGUUUCAAAAAUAAUUCAAUUAUAAUUUUAUAUUAAUUAUUCGGGAUAGAUUCUGUAUGUCCUGUCUGUUUGUUUUUUUUUUUUUUUUUUUGGAUUUUACUCCAUUCUGCGUGUAUGUAUUUUGACAGGAGUAUUUUUUGAUUUCGAAAUCUCAUUGUUAUUUUUUUUUUUUUUGUUUAACACACACCUAAUCUCUAACACACUCUUUUACAAUCAAGAUCUUUUACCUUUUUGUUAUACAUAUUUUCCAUCGUUUCUUUUCAAUUAAUAAACACAAAACGAAUACUUCAUAAACAAGAGAUUUUUUGGAAAACCGAAAUUAUUAAGAUUAUUAGAAAUUUUUUUGAUUUUCAUUAAUUUUAAUCUCAUUAGAUUUUAUAUUAUAUUUUUUAUACUUUUACAAAUUAAAAUUCUUUAAUUUUAUUUUUAUGUGUGUUUAUUUUAUAUUGGAACUAGAUUUAAUUUUAAUAUAAUUUAAGAUAUUUUUUUAAAUUUAUUUUGAAAUGCUCUGUUAUAUUUGAUUUUUAUAUAAUUUUUUUUUAAGUUUUUUUUUUUUAAUAAUAAUUUUUUUUUUUGUUUUUUACUGCUUUGAAAAAGAGGAACGGGAUUUAUAAGAUACAAUAGUUUUUUUUCUUUUUCUAUUUUCUAAUUUAAAAGAAAAUUAAAAGGAUAACAGAACCAGGAAAUUUUUACUAGAUUAAUUUUACUGUAAAUUUUUAAGAUAAUUAUAAUUGGUUCGCCUUUUUCUCUAUCUCUGCAAUCUCUCUCUCUGUCUCUCUUCCUUUUUUCGAUUUCUUUUUAUAUAUGAACUAACUUAAAUGUGCUAGUUCAUCCGUUGUCAAAUCGUAUAUACGUUAUUAUAGUUUUUUCGAAAGUACUUACUUAUUUUAAUUUUUUUUUUUGAAAUUCUCAAUUUGGUUUUUUUUUUAAUUCAAAAUUAAUUACUUAUAUACAAUACAAAGAAAUUACAUCCAUUAUAUAAUAUAAAAAAUUUAUAAUAAUUUUUAAUAAUUAAUAAAAAAAAUUUAAAUAUUUAUUGUCGUUAAAAUUUUGUAAUUAAUUAAUUAAUAAUAAAUAUCAAAUAAAAUAUAAUUAUACGCGCACGCCCGCAUUAUGAAAAUGCAUAAAAUAAAAGGGGUUCAACGUUCCUCUUCAAAACAAAUUGUUGAUUACUGUGAUGUUGAUGGAAAUUUUCAUACUAAUAAUAAAAUAAUUGGAAAUAAAAAUCCGAGUAUUGAUAGCAGUAGUGGUAAUGACAAUUGUAAUAAUAGUAGUAGAAGUGUAAUUAAUAAUAAUUCAACACGUCGAAAUUAUAUAAGUGAAAAAGUACCUGCACGUUUAGUUUUAUAUUUCUUAUCAUGGUCCGGAUUCCUUGUAUCAUUUAUGAUGAGAAAUGAUAUAAAUUUUGCUCUCUUAGCAAUGGUUCGUACUAAUAAUACUACUUUGGUAACAGAAACAACAACAAGAAUAUCAACAUUCUCAACAACAACAAUAGAUACAGCAAUUAAUGGUGCUAAUAUAACUAAAACAAAUAGUAAUGAUUUAAAUAUUGCGGCGGAUUCGUCUUCUUCUUCUCAUUCAAUUAAAUUUCAAGAUAUUAUUAAAACUAAUAUAACAUUAAUGAAAUUGGAAAAUAUAAUUGAUAACAAUGAUGAAAAUUAUAAAAAUUUCAACAAUAAUGACAAUGUUAUAUAUAAAAAUGAUAGUAAAAAAAAUUUAAAAUAUUUGAAUUUAACAAGAAGAACCGCAGCAGCUAUUGAAUCUAAUAUAUUAAAUAAUAAUAAUAAUAGCUAUAGAAGUAAUAAUGAUAAUGACACAUAUAAUGAUAUUAAAGUCAUGUCAAAAAUAAUUGAUACAAAUGAAUAUGAAAAUUAUGGUGAAUAUGAUUGGUCAUCAACAAUAAAAGCUACUAUUUUAGGUUCAUUUUAUUGGUGCUAUGUUUUAUCGCAGGUUGUUGGUGGCGUUGCAACACAGUAUUUUGGUACGAAAAAUGUUUUUGGUUGGUCUCAAUUGGCAACUGCCAUAUGUAGUUUAUUCAUUCCAUAUGCAUCUGAUAUACAUUAUGGUGCUGUAAUAUUUUUACGUUCAAUACAAGGUUUUGCUUCUGGUUUAACAUGGCCAGCUAUGUAUGCAAUUGUUGGAUAUUGGAUACCAGAAAUUGAACGUAGUCGUUUUAUGUCUAGUUUUCAAGGUUUUAGUAUUGGAAUCGGUUUAACAUAUCCACUAUGUGGAUUUAUAAUAAAAAAUUUUGGUUGGCGUUAUGUAUUUUAUACAACUGGUACAAUUGGUUGUCUAUGGUGUGUUAUGUGGUAUUUUUUAGCAUUUAAUACACCAGAAGAACAUCCAAGAAUAACAAAAUCUGAAUUAAAUUAUAUAAGUAAAAAUAUUAAUAAUGAAAUAAAAAAUUCACAUGGAAUGAAAGUACCAUGGAUAAAUAUAUUUAAAAGUUUAUCAGCAUGGUCAAUUGGUAUAACGACAUUUGGUAGAAUAUGGGUACAUUAUCAAUUCAUAAUGUCUGGACCAAAUUAUAUGAAAAAUAUAUUAGGUUUUAGUAUACAAUCAAAUGGUUUAUUAAGUGGUUUACCAUUUUUAUUUUCAUAUAUAACAUCGGUAUCAUUUUGUUAUAUGGCUGAUUAUUUUGUAACAAAAAAUUGGAUGUCAUUAACAAAUGUACGUAAAUUAUUUACGGCAACAUCACAAAUAAUACCUGGUUUAAUGCUUUUAAUGAUUGGUUAUAUAAAUGAUAAUAUUAUAAUUGUACUUAUAAUAUGGUUUAUAGCUGUUACUUUAAUACCAGCAGCAUAUGCUGGCGCCAUGGCAAAUAUUGUUGAUAUUGCACCAAAUUUGGCUGGACCAGUUUUAGCAUUUGCUCAAACAAUACAUAUGACUGCAUCAUUUUUAUCACCUGUUAUAACAGGUUUUAUUGUUACAAAUGAGAAUUCAAUCAUGCAAUGGCGUACGGUUUUUGGUCUUUCAUUUGUGAUAGCAUUCUGUACUUAUAUUAUGUUUCAAAUUUAUGGCACAGCAACAAUUCAGUCAUGGAAUUAUCCAAAAAAUAAAUUAUCAUCAUUUGAGGAAAGGGAAUUUUUGAGUAUAUCUCAAAUUGGUGAAGAAGAACAACCAUCAAAUAAUUUAACAAUUAUUGAAGUUGAAGAUUAUGAUGAUACAACUAGUGAGAAUAAUUUUACUAUAAAUCAAAAUGAUAAUCAUAAUGAAGAUGAAGAUUGCAGUCCUAAUAAAAUUGAGGCGAUUGUUGAUUCUGAAAAAAGUGUUUUAUAUGAUAAUUAAAUAGAGAACAAUUUGUAAAUGAAAGGAAGAUUCAGAAAUUUAAAAAAACUUACACAAUAAAAGACAAAAGAUAAUAAAAAAUAGA
Condylostylus longicornis is the source of this 3909-nucleotide messenger RNA. It is a transcript of the gene MFS17, whose product is annotated as sialin. The record is from RefSeq and is a predicted model, not a curated record. Gene Ontology annotation, biological process: transmembrane transport; monoatomic anion transport. The transcript is spliced from 4 exons. NCBI's taxonomy places the organism in Eukaryota, Metazoa, Arthropoda, Insecta, Diptera, Dolichopodidae. Gene Ontology annotation, cellular component: plasma membrane. Gene Ontology annotation, molecular function: transmembrane transporter activity. The coding region runs from base 1650 to 3824 and encodes 724 amino acids.